AUAUAGUCUGCUGCUAAGAACAGCAGCAAAUAAAAAAAAAAACUUGGACAAGUGGCUUGUUCACUUUUUCGAAACAAUUUCGAUUUAUUUAACUUAAAACUUUCUUCUUUCUCUGGACUUGAAAACAAAAAGUGAGAAUUCUAGUGGGACAUCGUUCUAGACGAGAGGAAAAAGCGCGAAACAAUUACUUGCAAAGUGAAGAUGAGGCUCGUUUACUUUCUGCUGGUGACUGGCCUUGUUUUAGCUGUGAUCGAACCAAGUCUUGCAUCGGACAAACAGAACAAAGAUAAAAACAAGAACGACAACAAAGAUAAACAUGAUCGGAACAAAGAAAAAGAGAUACGGAAAAAUGUGCAAGACAAAUUAAAAGAUAUGAGAAAAGAAAUCUCAGCUUUUGUACGCGACAUCAAGGAUGAGGUCAAGGACACUCUCAGCUCAGCCAUCAUUGACAAACUCAAAGACAAAAUCGAGAAAAAAGAUAAAAAUGAGAAAGAUGACUCCUCAGAAUCCAGCGAAUCAAGCAAAGAGAUGUCCCCAGACGACAAAAAGAGAUACAAGAAUCUAGAGCAAGCUCUUGCCAAAGAAAUCGAGAACUUGGCCAAAGACGUCAAGUCCAAAAUUAUUGAUCGACUGUUGAAGAAAAAAGAAUAUAUCAAAGCCAGCGUGCAGGAGAAACUGAAGCUCGUCAGCGAGGCGAUCGAAAAAAUAAAGUCAGGAACUAGGGAAGACGAAGAUAAUGAAAGCAAGGAUCAAGUUAAUGAAGACGAUCAAGACAAGAAAGAGAAGCUAAUUCUAAAGGUGAUAUCCACAAAGCUUGAUGCCGCGCUGGAGAACGUUUUGUUCAACGAGCUGAAUGGAACCUUGGAGCCAACGUCCGAUGCUAACGGAGCCGUCGUUCGACUUCUCUUGCACAGACUUCUGAAUGAUAUCCAGCCAGACAUCGCAAGGGUGAAAGAGUCGUGGCGAGAUUUCGUCAGCGCUGAGUUUGAGAUGAAAGAAAAAGCUAAGAAGUUACACGCCAAGGAAGUAGCAGACGGCAAAGUCAGAGAUACAUUCACCUUUGAGAAGCUCAGAUCCUUUAAAGAAAGCUUGAAGGCGAUGCUGGAUAAGAAGAGGAACUUUGUGGAGCAGAAGAUUGAGUUGAAGAACAAAGUUCUCUUCACUCUGCGCAAUAUGUCACUCGUCCACAGAGCAAGAACUGGACAAGAUUUCAGCUACGUUGAGUUUCUAGAGGGCAUUCUCAACGGGACCAUCAAGAUACCACAGGCACUAAAAGAUUUGUUCGAAGAUGCCAAAACUGCGGUUGAAGAUCUGAAGGAAGAAAAUGCCAACUCUGAAAUCCCGACCCAGUCUUCGGAAGUCGAAGAAUCGACACCAGCGGCGGUUGAGCUGACUACGUCCAUUGAGGAAAACGCUGAAGAGUCAUCAGUACUGGACAUUUUAAACAAAGUCCAAGACUUGGAGACGGACUUAAAAAGUAAAAUAACCGCUCUUGAGAAUGACGUGAAAGCGAAGGUCUUGGAACAGGUGCAGAAUAUAAGGGACGUAAUCACGAGCCUGGUUCUAGAAGACAACACAGCUGUAAGUGAAAGCCCCAGUCUGUUGUACAACAUUUCCUCUGACAAUCCUUUCCUGAAUGACAUAAUCGAAACAGCCAUACGCUCAUUGGUAGCUGGAAACGCCUCUGAAGUAACCCUAUCUGGCAACCAAGCUCUUCUGAAUCUGUUCAUUCAGAACCUGCUGAAAGAAUUUGAUGCAAGCAUUCAGAGGUUAAAGCAAUUGAGGGAAAGGUUCGACCAUAUUCGCGGUGUCCUAGUCUCAAUUGCGGACAACUUGCAGAAUGCUGUGAACGAAACUGAAGAUGUUUCCACUGUCCCCAUCGAUCUCACGGAAUACAAACAUCUGCUGCAAGAAAUACACAACGUGAAAGCUCUUUAUGUUACUCAGAAAGAUCGAGUCAAGACUCUGGUCCUCGAAGCCUUCGAUAAAAUGACAUCAGUCUACCAGAACAGAACCGGCACUGACCUCAGUUACAACGAGGUCCUCUCGUCGCUGACCAACUCGAGCUCCGAUCUAACCCCUCUCCUGGAUGACUUCUACAGCGACCUCAGUACCGUUGCCAAGUCAGAGGGUCUGAAAUUUGACGCAGUAGACCCUAAUUCCUCUGACAGUCUCGGUGGCGAAGGCUCCUCUAGCUCUGUCGUGGGAGUUGCUGUAGUUGGUACUAUAGUUGUCGUUCUUGCUGCAUUCGGCAUCGGCUUCUUCGCAUUUCGACGUCACAGGAAACAAAGUCUGUACACCAAAAUAUAAACUCACCAUUCCACUUGUAGUUGGCAACAACAUUCAAACUUUGAAACACGUUCGAGCGCCCAUAAAGUAGUUUAAUGCACUCAAUAUGUAUUACCUUUCUUUAGCUUUAGAAUUGGUUGUGAAUCUUGACAAUAGGAGAUGAAAAACAAGUGGCGGACUCUCAAAUACAGCUCGAGAAUCUGUGCGGUUUUAAUGAAAGUUAACACAAAAUAUACGGGGGAAAAGUUGAAAGCCAUGAGGGAAUAUAAGAUAUAAGCUAGACUAAAUGCUCUUAAUAAACUAAGCAGGGAUACAUUAGAGAUAUAUACACACACGCAUAUCUUAUCUAUUCCUAAAAAAAAAAAAAAAGAUAAUUACGUCCAACGUCUAUGCAUGUGUCCAUCUAGUCAUGCUAGUUAAUUAGAUACUUAAACUCAGUUAUUAUUAUUGUUUGCUGAUUCAGGCAACCCCUUCUCUGUUGUUAUGAUACUUAGAAAUAAAAAAAAAAACUCAUAUAUGGAUACUUUUAAGGAUAAGGGAUAUGAAAUGUGCCUUUAUCCUUGUGCCUUGUUGGUUAUUUGAUUUAGGUUGGGUUUUUGUAGUUGCAACUUUGGGUUCAGGGUUUCAUUACGUAGGAAUAUAUGUGAUACAAAAUAGAGAAAAAUAAAAUGAAAAAUAAAAAAAAAUGUCAACAAACUUUUUUUUGGUUUUAAUGGUUUUGAUUUGAAACUAGACAAUAAACUACAUUUGGAAAUGAAUUAAAAAGCCAAGAAAGAGAAGCGUCGUUUUUUCCCCCGAUAAUUAGAAAAUGAGAUAAUUUAUGGUCUAAGUCACUAUUCUAGAAUUUAAAUUGGACUUUUGGUCAAAUGGCGAAUUCACAGAAUCCCUACGACCAUUAUUUUUACAUAUUAUUUUCUUCAAUUUCAAUAAAGAUAGCAUAAGGAGUGAGCCAAAAAAAAA
This is a messenger RNA of Biomphalaria glabrata, 3249 nucleotides long. RefSeq lists its product as uncharacterized. The transcript has 3 exons. NCBI's taxonomy places the organism in Eukaryota, Metazoa, Mollusca, Gastropoda, Planorbidae. The record is from RefSeq and is a predicted model, not a curated record. Bases 202 to 2310 code for a protein of 702 amino acids.